Fundulus heteroclitus (mummichog) is the source of this 1072-nucleotide messenger RNA. It is a transcript of the gene pdap1b, whose product is annotated as pdgfa associated protein 1b. The coding region runs from base 133 to 672 and encodes 179 amino acids. The transcript has 6 exons. Lineage: Eukaryota; Metazoa; Chordata; Actinopteri; Cyprinodontiformes; Fundulidae. Gene Ontology annotation, molecular function: RNA binding. Gene Ontology annotation, cellular component: cytosol. The record is from RefSeq and is a predicted model, not a curated record.
CCCCUCAGAAUAGCUUCAGCUCUUCGCCUCUGAGUUUAGCCAGCUGUCAGUUUAUGCUGUUGCCUUAACAUUUAUGUUUUCGUUCAGCUUUUUCCUCUUUGAUAACUUGUAACAGAGGCUUCGUUUGACAGAAUGCCAAAAGGAGGCAAAAAGGGUGGCCACAAAGGUCGCAUGCGCACCUACACUAGCCCCGAGGAGAUAGAUGCCCAGAUGAAAGCAGAGAAGGAGAGGAAAAAGCAUGAACAGGAACAGGAAGGGGAAGAAGGAGCAUCUCCUAAAGACGCAGCAGAAGAGAAGCUCCCGGGGUCUGACUCAGAGGACAGUGAUGACGACGAUUCUCUGAGAAAGAAAACAGGAGUGGAGGGAUUGAUAGAAAUUGAGAACCCCAACAGAGUGGCUCAGAAGUCUAAGAAGGUGACACAGAUUGAGCUAGAUGAACCCCGACAGUUAUCAAGGAGAGAGAGAGAAGAGAUUGAGAAACAGAAAGCGAAGGAGCGGUACAUGAAGAUGCACCUGGCAGGGAAGACGGACCAGGCCAAAGCAGACCUCGCCCGCCUUGCCAUAAUCAGGAAACAAAGAGAGGAGGCAGCCAAAAAGAAAGAAGAAGAGAAAAAAGCAAAAGAGGCAGCGGCAGCGGCGGCCCGAGGAGUGAACUCCCUCUCUCUGAAAUGAUGCAAAGUCUUUAUCAGAGGCCUUCUCGCUCAUUCAUGGACUGGGGCAAUAUGCAUUUGACUAUUUUUAACGGAAGACCAGUGAAGAGUAUUUAAGGUGACUGUCACUACGAACAGUUGGGAAAUGAUUGACGAGGCAGACGUGGAGAGCGGUUGUGAAUAUUUGCCAUGGCGUGACGGCUUCGAACCCCUCCUGGGAGUAAAGCUACAAAAAAGAAUACAUUGAUCUUCACAUACACUUGGAAUGAUCCCCUCAAUGUUAAUCGCGGUAUGCUUAUUAUUGUACAAUUCCAACUUUGCGAAGUGAGCAAUGCCACUGUCUUCUUUUUUUUUUGAUCAUACAUUGUAUAUAACUGACUCAUUAAAACAAAUUUCAGAUUAAUUAUAUGAAACCAGUAAAA